Messenger RNA from Bactrocera neohumeralis, 9761 nucleotides. RefSeq names its product galactosylgalactosylxylosylprotein 3-beta-glucuronosyltransferase P. The record is from RefSeq and is a predicted model, not a curated record. The transcript has 11 exons. Gene Ontology annotation, biological process: carbohydrate metabolic process; chondroitin sulfate proteoglycan biosynthetic process. Lineage: Eukaryota; Metazoa; Arthropoda; Insecta; Diptera; Tephritidae. Gene Ontology annotation, cellular component: Golgi membrane. Bases 1514 to 3055 code for a protein of 513 amino acids. Gene Ontology annotation, molecular function: galactosylgalactosylxylosylprotein 3-beta-glucuronosyltransferase activity.
CGCACAUGAAAGGAGCUCUCACUGGUGUUGGCAUAAACUGUUGUGCGUUGGAAUUUUGGUACAAAUUAUUUAGGAUAAUUGUUGUGUGUUUACCUAAAGUUAAAAUAUACAUAAAUGUGUUGGGUGCGUGGAAAAAGUAGUACGGAAAACAUAUUUUAUGCCUAGACGCCGUAAAUUAUGCUUGCUAAAUAGCAGUGAAUAGUCUGAAAAAGUGUUUGAUUUGUGUGCAUUGAGUAGAAAUGCAAAUACUUGUAUGCAAAUAAUCUAUAAGCGUUACUAGUGCUGAUAACAACAACAAGUAAUAAUAAUAGAAUGUUAUUUACAAGGCGUCAUAAGUAAGUGAAUUAAAGCAAAGCUUAAUAACUGAAAAGUUCAUUGCUGUAUAUAUGUAUAUACGAGUAUACAUACAUAUGUAGAUGUACAAGCAAGUGUAUGCAUAUACAAGUGCCCAAGUAUAUUGUUGACAUCUGGCUCAAAACCAAAGCAAAUUUUGUUUGAGCUCUGCUGGCAAUGUGUAAAUGUGUGAGCGUAUAACAAAAAAUACAAGACGAAAUGAAAAAAUAAUAAUAACAAAACAGUCAUCGUCUCAAACUCAGCAGUUACAGCAAAUACAAUGUCUACUUACUUACGUAGUUAAAAAUAAAUCUGAAUUUUACAUUAUUCCUAAUAAUUUUGAAAUGACAGCAAAAUAUAUGAGAUUUAAAAUUGAGAGUUUAGCUGUAUAACGUUGUGAAGAAGACACUUAAGCUCAAAAAUAAUUAGGACCAAUGUAAAUAAAUUGCACAAUCAUAAAACGUAAUCGACUGAUCUUCAAACUAACCAAAAUAUAACGUAAAUAUAUCCAAAAUUGUAUGUAAAUAAUAAAAAUUAAAUAAUAUUAAAUACAAACUUUGUAAAUUAAAGACGAAAAAACGAUAGUUCUAUGUAAUAUAAUAAUUUAAAUAUAUAACACAUAAAAGUUUAAUAUAAAAAAAAUUUUAUUUUAUUAAAACCAAAUAAAUUAAAUAUAUAAUGAAAAUAUAAUAAUUAAAAAAAAUAUUAAAGUGAAAAUUUACAAAACAGGCGCAAACGGCUGGCGAAAAUUAAAAAUUUUAAAUAAAAAAAAUAAAAAUUUCUAUUAAAAUAAAAACAUUGCUAUAUCAACUUUUAUUAAAGCACAAAAUCAUUAAAUUGAAAACUGAUUAUAAUCAUUACGAUUUCUUAUACAUAUAUAAAUGACAAAAACUUUAACAAUUUAAUAUUUAUUAAAAGUAAAAAAAAAAAAAAUUAAAUAAUAUAACAGUAAAAUGUUUGUUUAAACAAAGUAAACAAAGCAAACAAAUUAAACAUAAUUUAAUAUUAUAUAUAAAAUAAUAAUUAUUAAUUAUAACCAUAACCAAUGAGUUAAAUAAUACCACGGCGUCCAACGCAGGCAAAUACAGACACAUACACUACACUGCAAAAACAUUCGUUACACACAAACACCAACAACAUAUUAUCAAAUAACCGCUUAAAAUAAAAUACACACAUAGAAAUGUUCAAAAAAGGCGAAAAGAUGGCGUUAGCGAAAUCAUUAAAAAUGUUCCUCACCAUAUUCGUGGCGACCACCUGCAUCUACAUGGUGCUGUAUCAGUAUCAUCUGUCGCGAGAGCCAAUAACGCAGCCAAAAUAUAUUAAGAAUAAGGAUAUUUCAGCCGAUGCGGAUGUCGCUGCUAUCGCACGCAAAUAUAACUCAUAUUUGUGGUCACCAAUGUCGCUAUUUAGUGCGCGACAACCGCAACAGCAACAGCAAGUGCAAACACCAGAAGCACAAACACCACUAUCAAUCAGCGAGAGGCAAUCAAAUGCAACGACGAGUGACUCGGCAACAACAACACACGCGGCAAAGGAACGAAAAUCAGCAGCGUUAACAGUUAGAGCAGCCGCACAACCGUUAUCAUCACCAUUACAAGCCACAACACAGCAUAAUAUUUCCACAUCAAACUCAUCUUCAUCAUUCGUAUCAGUCACACCCACAUCCACAACCACACACACACUGUCAACAAGCGUAGUGUCAGCACGUUUGUUGAACGACUCGCUCGGCAGCGCGCGUCAGCAGUUUAUUGCGCAAAAUGUUGCAGCGGUUGACAGUUUGAGAAAGCGCUCAACAUCACUUGCUACUUUGAAUAGCACAACAAAUGCGAGAACAACAACAAAAACGACAACAAUUCGUACAAUAGCCACAACGCGUGCGGUUGCAAAUGCUGCAAAUUCAACGCUGCCGAAUGCGCGCAUUGUGACGCGUCCAGCUGUCGGCACAACUGCCAAUGACACAAAAGCGCUACCCCCACCACUGUACAUUAUUACACCGACUUACCGGCGCGCCGAGCAAUUGGCGGAAUUGACACGACUCGGCUACACGCUGAAGCAUGUGGUGAAUUUGCUGUGGCUCGUGAUUGAGGAUGCGAAUCAAACGUCGCCGCUGGUGAUACACACACUUAAUCGCAUUGGUGUGCCUUAUGAGUACUUUUUGGCACCCAUGCCGGAUGAGUAUAAAAAUACGAAAAAGGCUAAACCACGUGGUGUUUCAAAUCGAAAUCGCGGUCUGGAUUAUAUACGCGCUAAUGCGACCAGUGGCGUCUUCUACUUCGCGGAUGAUGACAACACUUAUGACAUCUCGAUUUUUGAGCAGAUGCGCUACACGCAAAAGGUUUCAAUGUGGCCCGUCGGCUUGGUCACAAAGUUUGGCGUGAGUACGCCCAUCAUACGCGAUGGCAAGAUAACAGGUUUCUACGAUGGUUGGAUAGGUGGACGUAAGUUCCCCGUCGAUAUGGCCGGCUUUGCGGUGAGCGUGAAAUUUUUACAUGAACGACCCAAUGCGAAAAUGCCCUUCAAAGCGGGCUAUGAGGAGGAUGGCUUCCUGAAGAGUUUAGCGCCACUGAAUCUCACGGAUAUCGAGCUGUUGGCCUCCAAUUGCACAGAGAUCUUAACGUGGCACACGCAAACGAAGAAGAACGCCAAUGCGUCGCCGUUGAAUCUGACAUUACAUGGUGAUACGAAUUUAGUGUCGUUAAAUACAUUUUUAGUGCGUACGUAAAAUGUGUGGCAUGUACAAAAUUGGGUUGAUUUGGCAACGUCGAAGUGGCGUGCCGCAUAUGUGCUGUGGCGUAACUCCUUAACCAAAGCUUAGUUAAACGAAUGCAGGCUCUGUAUAGAAGCGUUUACUACUUUGCUGCAAAUAACUGCACAAAACGAUUUUAUUUUUGAAAACGGAAUUUCGACUGUGUCGCGACUUCUCUACUAUAUACCUACAUAUAUGCGUACAUUUAAGUUUUAUUUAUAAAGUGUAAUUUUUAUGAAAUGGGUGAGCACAAAAGGCAUACAACUUGUAUAAUAAUUAGUUAGGCGCUUACACUUUGUACAGUUAUCUUUUUUCACAUAUUACUAUUUUUACCAAAGCAUAUUAAGUCACAAAUUUAUGAAUAAGUUGUUGCAUAAGCAAAGUAAACAGUACUGUGUAUGUAUAUGUAUACGUGUAUCUAGCUGUAAGCCUAACAGUGAAAUGUCAUAUGCGUAAGUGCUUUAUUUAAUAUUUUAUUUUGUUAAGUUUAUUUACUAAAAUUUAUGUUUAGUUAAUAUUUUAAGUGAUAAUACUGCUGUGUCGCCUAAAUUUACUAUUUUAGAUUAAGUUUAUUAAUUUUAGUCACCUUGAGUUGUUGCAACAUAUAUUUGAUUUACGCUUAGUUUUUUAAGAUACUCAGUAAACUUGUCUAUAAGCUCAAAUUCCAAACUAUUUGUAAAAUAAACCAAUAUUGUUUAAAGGCUUUACUGAAGCUUUUUGCUUACUUUAAACACAAAAAAAAACAGAAAUAUUUGUAAAUUAUAUUCCUUCUUAAGUAAGUCUAAGUAUUUUUGUCUAAAAACCUUGUAUUGUUCUAAAGAAAAUAUGUAUAAUUUCCAAACAAAAAGGAAGAAAAUGAUAAUAAUAAAUUCAUAAUGCUAAAAUUUAGAAAUUUUAAUUUAAUGCCAAUAUUUUACAAAAAAAUGAUUGUUUUUAUACUUUACUUUAAUGCAACUAAUUUAGCAUAUUUUUGUUGCUUCUUAGCAAGGAAAUUGAAAUCGGAAAAAUAUUAUUUACAAGUCAAGAGAGACUAAUUUUCACAAGAGAAAUUAAAUUUUCGUUCAAUAAUACCAAAUAAAUUACUGCUAACACAAAAAAACAAAUUUAUUGAAACAUAAAUCCUUCGUAUACAAAAUUUGUGAUUCAAAAUUAAUUCAUUACACUAGAUUACAAUCAUUUAGCGUUUUGAAAAUUGGCUUCGGAUUUCUCACUCUCAAAAUUUACACAAGUUUGCAGUAAUUUUGCGUCUGUGAUGUUAGAGGCUGCUUCUUGUUAAUUUUGGGUUGUUAAAACCAAAAAAGAUAGUAAAAAUUUCCUAACACGUAUGAUGCUUUAUUCAAAAUUGUCAUUUUGAUUAUAGUCAAAGGGUGUAGAGAGGGGUCAAACCAGCACCAAUUAAGAAAAUUACAAAAAUAGAUAUAUGUAUAUUAGAGUGAUUCAAAAAAAAAAAAAUUUUUUUCGUUUGGUACUCGGAAAAAUAGGUUCCUAGACACCUCUAAGAAAGCCUCUCCAAAUAUGAGUUUUUAAUUGUAACGGGAAGGUCCUCCUACAUACAGUUUUCUAUUUUUUCUUAUUAUCAGAUAGAAAAAUUUAUAUCUCGCUUCCAAUUACUUGAAAAAAUAUCUUGUUUCUUAGAUUUUGUGGGAAAUUGAAUGCUCUACAAAAAGAUCUAUUAAGAUUUUUUUCGUAAACCCAAACGUUUAAAAGAUAUUAACAGUUAAAGUUUGAUUAUUUUGGGAAAAUUUUUUAUUUUCUAUGAAUUUUAUAACUCAAUGAAAAAAAAAUUAUUAUGAAUAGAUUUUUGGAGAGGCUUUCUUAGAGGUGUCUAGGAACCUAUUUUUCCGAGUACCAAAUGAAAAAAAAUUUUUUUUUUUUUGAAUCACUCUAAUGUAUAUAUUAGUUACAACACUAGUUGCUUGCUUAAUAUUCAUAUUAUUUUUCAAUUCAUACACAAAUCGAAACCUUUUACGUGGCUAAACAAUUGAAAUAAUUUGAAUAAUCCUUCCAGCAAUUUUUCUUAUAUUGCCUUCGCUUCUCGAUAGACGCCUCGUCAUUAUUGGUACACUGUUAAAAUAGUAAUAAUAUUUUCUAGAAUACGUGUUGGAGUAUUUUUGAGCGCAAAUUCGUAAUCAGAGCACAUCAAAUACCCCACAGAUCUCUUAGCUCAGCAGUCGUCUCAAAACAUUUUGCUUAAAAUUUGAAGAAAGAUUAAUUUUCAUAAGAAAAAUUGAAUUUUAGUUCAAUAAAAAAUAAGUUGCUAAUAUCACAAAAAAUACUAUUAAAAACCAUACACUCAAAAUUAAAAAAAUAAAUGUUUAAUGGAAAUUUUUGCAUUUAUUCUGCCGUAAGCUCGAGCUGUCAAAAUUUCCUGUACUUUUCGCAGAAUGUUGCCUUCUAACCAGAAAAAAGAUUUGCAAGACUUUACAACUCAAGAGUGAGAGUUGCCCAGGCGCUGUUCAGUUUUGUUUUUAGUAGUUUUUUUUUAUCAAAUCUAUUUACUAAAUAUAAUAAAUCGUUAAAUUUAGUUAAGCUGAAUAAUGGUUAUUCCAAACGAGUUGGCUGGCAUCUUUUUGCGUUUUUGUAAUGUAAAAAAGGAGGAUUUAUGUAAUGUUGGCAUAUGAUGAGGCAGUAUUUUCAUGCAGAAAUGAAAACUCUACAUGGUUUGCCUUCUAUAUAUAUAUAUUUUCAAGCUCAGCUCAGUUUCUUCAAUUUGAGGGACGAAUACAAUCACCUUAUCGGUUACAAAAAUGUGCUCAAUAUCUUAAUGGUUAGCCAUACUAAUGUAUUAGUCCAUUCGAAUUUUAUGUUGCAAGUAGGCGGAUUCAAAUCGCAUUACAUAUGUAUGUAUUAAUUACAAAAUUGAAUGUAAUUUCUUGAUUACAAGAGAAAAUAAGAGAAAAGGUCAGCGAAAUAUAAUAGAAAAAAACGUCCACAUAAAUUCCAAAACAAAAAGUUUUAUUAAAAAUAGAAGUUUACACAGUUAGCUGCAAUUGUCCAGUAUCAGCGCAAAAAGUAAAUAAUUAUUAAUAAAAUCAGACUAAAAAAUAAAAGAAAAUAUAAUUUCCAAAUAAUGCGUCUCACAUUAUUAUGAAUAUACAAAAUUAAAUUGAAAAAUACAAACGAUUAAAGGUAAUAAGCCUGCUAAGCAAGUGGAUGUGUGCUUUUAAAUACAAUGAAUGCACACACAUACAUUAAAUAGCUAGAUUUGUGAAAAAAUGUAUUAAAUGUAUGAAGCCUAAGCAACUUUCAUAGAUGAUAUAGGAAAGUAUACUUUUUUAUAAAACAUUAAAUGACUAUAUACUAUACGUCUAUCAGGCGACGUAAUGUAUUUACUAUUCGAAAACAAUGAAACGAAUCAAUGCAUAUUUUUUUGUAACUCAUAAAAUGACACAGAAUGGACUCUCCUAUAUACGGUUGUUAAAAAAAAACCCCAUAUGCGCCCCAAGCAGACUAUAUGUUUACCACUAAAGAUUAAUUAUGUUUUACUAGGUAUUCAGAAGCAAAGAAAUAUUAAAAAAAAAUAAAAGUAUGCGAUAUUUUCAUUUCCUCGUACUAAAGCACAAAGUAGAGUUAAGGCGCCUAAAAGCCCAUAAUAUGUUUACAUCUUCAAAAGCAUUUCACAAUAGUUAAAUACCCAUGAAAAUACCUAAAAGGUUGCUAUAUGUUCAUGACAUGAUUGGUCAUUUCCAGUACUUAAUCUCAAAGUUAAAAUGAAGCGCCUAAGAGCAGACUAUAUAUUAACUAUUUUCAGAAUAAAUUUGCAAGCAAAGAAUUAUAAAAGCAAACUACCAGAAGUGUGGUAAAUUUUCAUGAUUUCAUUUGACAUUUCCUAGUUCUAAAACACAAAGUUAAGGUGAUUCGCCUAAAAGCAGUCUAUAUGUUUAAUACUUUCAAAACAUGUACAGUAAAAUACCUAAAGCAAAGAAUAAUAAAAGCAAACUACCAAGAAGUGUGGUAAAUUUCCAUGAUUUCAUUUGACAUUUCCUAGUUCUAAAACACAAAGUUAAGGUGAUUCGCCUAAAAGCAGUCUAUAUGUUUAAUACUUUCGAAACAUGUACAGUAAAAUACCUAAAGCAAAGAAUUAUAAAAGCAAACUACCAAGAAGUGUGGUAAAUUUUCAUGAUUUCAUUUGACAUUUCCUAGUUCUAAAACACAAAGUUAAGGUGAUUCGCCUAAAAGCAGUCUAUAUGUUUAAUACUUUCAAAACAUGUACACUAAAAUACCUAAAGGUAUGCUACAUUUUUAUGAUUUGACACUUCCUAGUACUACACCACAAAAUUAGAUCGAUGCGCCCAAAAGCAGACUCUACAUAUGUUAACUAUUUUUAAAAUAAAUUCACAAGCAAAGACAUACAAAUAAUAGCAAAUAUAUACCCAAAUCUAUACUAAGAUUUUAUUUGAUAUUUCCUACGAAACCACAAAGUCAAGUCGAUGCGCCUAAAAGCAGUCUAUACAUAUGUUGUUUUAAGUGGCAUGAGAUUGAGUGAUUGAAAAAGUGCCGCUGCAUUUCAAAGCUGGUUAGCCUAUAACUAUUCUAUACUUUCAAAAUGAGUAUAGAGCGAAAUUUCAUAAGCGGAUUAGACUGCAUGCAAGAACUAUUAAAUAAUGUAAAUUAAAGUUUCCAUGCAAUUAAAGCUUUUUUCGUCAAAUAGGAAUUCAAUUAGCGCACUAUUUGCAUACUUUUCAGAUAAAAGCAAUAUUUUUCAACUCAACAACUGCACAACUUUACUAAUACUUAGCAAUAUUAGUGAGCAUACAAAAUUUCUUAUUUCAAAUAAAUAUAAUAUAAAAUAAGGUAGCGAUUUAGCUUUGCGCCAAUUUUUUACAGUUUUUGUAGCUAAAACCGAUUUUUGAAUUCACCAGCAAAUAAAGCUUAUAAAUCAUACAGUACGAGGUAAUUACAAAAACAAUCAUAAUAUAGUUAUAAAAGUCGAUCUACAAAUAGUGUUUCAACACUAUAAUAAAAACUAAAUAUAAAAAUUUACAAAGCAGUAUAUAGCAGUAUAGUUACAAGACGAAUUUCCAAAAAUUUCAAGUUGAAUUUAAAAUUAUUUAGCAUAUUACUAAGAUAAAUACUGUAAUUUAUACUUAACGUUAUAAAAGCUAAAAAAUUUUAAAUUAAAGAGAGAAUAUACGGCGCUUAUUAUAGCCAAAUACUUUUAAGAAAAUUCGAAAAAGUUUGAAAACAUUUUAAUUUUCAAAAACUUUGAAAUUUUUUACACAAAAAUCGUUUAUUUAAAACUUAAAAUUUAUAAACCUGCUAAUAAAAAUAAAUAAAAUUUCUCUUUUGUAAAAUUGUAUAAAAGUUAUUUUGUUACUAAAACUUUAGCAAGCAGCUGAAAUUUUGCUUCAACUAACUAAUAAAAUGUAAAUUAAUAAAUUAAAAAUUGUGUCAGGCAAAAUUUUCGUAACUAAAAUAUUAUUUUUAAUUGCAAAAUAAAAAUUUGUAUUUUUAAUUUUUUUCCUAGCCUCUUCAAUACUACUAUGAAACACUUUUACUAAAACGGAAAUACGAAUAUAAAAUAGAACUACAAAUUAUAUAACUCUACGAGCUCUUAAAAUGACCUUCAACAUUUUCUAAGUAUUUAUUAGUAGAUAUUUCAAAUUUCUAAUACCAAAACACAUACAAAAUGACUUACAUUUAAAACGAUAUGACUAUAUGGUAUAUAAAUAUGUAUAUAUACAUAAAUACAAACCGAGUACACAUUUAGCUAGACUUUCGAAAAUUUGUUGUAUAAACUCAGUUAAAUAUACAUCAGUAAGUAUUAUAGCAUUAUAUAUACAUAUAUAACUCUGGUACUGAGAGCCAAGCCCGAAAUACCGAUACAGCAUUAAUAUAAAAAAUGCAAAAAAUUAAAAAUAUUGUGAAAAUAUUAAAAAAAUAUAUGAAAUUAAAAAGUUUUUGUAAAUAUAUAUACCACUUACAAUAUAAAAUACAGAUGUGAGAAGAAAGAUAUGAGAACCGAAAAUUUUGAAUAAAACGAAUGAUAAUACAAUAUAUAAUUUAGUAUUUAAUUUCAAACUAGUUGAAUAUGAGGCUCACUUAGUGUCGUUUCUCAAUGCCAAAAUGCACCUUUUUUGGGCUGUGACACUAAAGACCGAUUAAAUAAGUGCCUAAGGUUUGAAAGUACUGCGAAAUCGAAGAAGUUACUUUAUUCUGUGUCUAAUCUAAAUCCAAUUUGCAACUGACUGGCUCAUACAAAAUCGGAGAGAGCUCUAACUUUGUCGGCUAUUAGUUAUUCAAGCGUAGACCUUGCAAACUAAUGGUCCUUUUAUAGCAAUUAAUCAGAUCUAUACUCGAUCUUAAACAUAUUGUAAAUACAAGCGAGACUUUGACCAAUACGGUUCCUUUAUGCCUCUCAUAUGGUGUUAAAAUGUUGAAGUUCAUUUUUAAAUAUUACCCAACUUUCACUCGGUCAUUUACAUUUGUAUGCCCUUAAGUACCAGUCACAUGAAAUAUUUCACUCAACAGUAAAAAUUCAGACUUUAAGCUAGUCAGCGACAAAUUUUUAUUUAUUUAUAGUACAAGCAAAGCGUCAAGCGCACAUUUUUCCAUAGAAAUAUAUUUUACUCGACUAUUUGAAAGCCAUCAAUAGCAGAAGGAUGUUUUACCUAUUUGUUGAUUUUGCCUUGCGUAAAUGCAUUUUGCGGCUUGCAAAAAAAAAUAAUAACGAAAUAAAUAA